This is a messenger RNA of Trichoplusia ni (cabbage looper), 2514 nucleotides long. It is a transcript of the gene mIF2, whose product is annotated as translation initiation factor IF-2, mitochondrial. The transcript has 15 exons. The record is from RefSeq and is a predicted model, not a curated record. Gene Ontology annotation, molecular function: translation initiation factor activity; GTPase activity; GTP binding. Bases 368 to 2488 code for a protein of 706 amino acids. Gene Ontology annotation, biological process: translational initiation. Lineage: Eukaryota; Metazoa; Arthropoda; Insecta; Lepidoptera; Noctuidae.
UCUUUUGUGAUUUAACUCAACUUUAAUCCGACAAACUUAAACCGGUUACGUAAUUUCAGAUGAUAGGCAGUAAGCGAAACGCAACUUAAUCAGGUCAUCAGUCUGACUGACUUAUGUCAAAGUAGUCGAACCAUGAAUAGGUUAUGUUAUGUUCUGUAAUAUUUCCUAGUUACUUAGUGUAUAAUUUAUCCAUGUUAGCGUCCUUUAAAAGGAGUGUAGUUAGAACAUUGCACCCGUAGAGACCUAAGGGCUAAAUUAAACGUACUACUUAAUAACCUUGACAUCUUAUGACAUAACCUUAAUCAUAGCCCUUUACCGCUUAAUUUAUUAUUUUAUGACUUAAAUUCCGUUUAUUAUUUUUAGAAGCAUGUACAAAAGUAUUCUGUUAACACGGUUACCAAUAAAGUUUAUAAGAAACGAAUUUUUAUCCCAAGUGUGUGGAAUCAAGAAGGUUCCUCAUAAUAAUCAGCAAUGGGCCAGACAGUUAUCCAUAUCGUACAUUUGUUGCAAGAAAAGGAGAUCACCUGAGGAAAAGGAAGCUGAAAGCCAUGGAAGAUCAUCAAUCAGGUACUCACCAAAGAGUGCUGAGGUGGUUGGCAUAUGGCGCAAUAUGACAGUACAAGAAAUAGCACAAGUACUUAACAAAGACACAGAACAUGUAUUCAAGGCUUUAGAGUUUGCUGAUAAGAACUCUGAGGUGGAAUACAAGGAGAACACAGUGAUACACAACCCUCAGAUCAUCAGGGAUGUUGUCAAAAUAUCUGGUUGUAGGUUCAAGAUUGUGCCAAGACCUGAUCAGGAGUUGGAAACGGAGGAGAAUAAAGAUGCAGUGCCGGCGCCGCCUGCUCCGCCCGAGGCCCUCAAACCGCGGCCGCCGGUUGUCUGUGUGAUGGGUCACGUGGACCACGGGAAGACAACCCUACUGGACGCUUUGCGAGACACUUCGGUGGUUGAUCAAGAGUUCGGCGGGAUUACACAGCAUAUUGGCGCUUUUGAAGUGCAACUAGCAUCAGGUGACAAAGUAACAUUCUUGGACACGCCGGGCCACGCGGCCUUUACGUCCAUGCGCUCCCGCGGCGCGCACGCGACUGACAUCGUGGUGCUGGUGGUGGCCGCCGACGACGGCGUCAUGGAACAGACCGUUGAGUCCAUACGGAUGGCGAGGGAGGCUAACGUUCCAAUAUUGGUGGCGAUCAACAAAAUCGACAAGCCAGGUGUGAACAUUGAACGUACGAUGCGAGCGUUAUCAACGCACGGCAUCAUCUGCGAAGCUGUCGGCGGUGACGUGCAAGCGAUACCGGUGUCGGCGCUCAAGAAGACGAACCUGGACACUCUGGUAGAGGCCCUCACUCUUCAGGCGCAGCUCAUGGACCUGAAGGCCGACCCUGGAGGGUAUGUGGAGGGAGUCGUCAUUGAAGCCCAAAUGGAUGCCAGGACCGGAAAACAAGCAACAGUAUUAGUGCAACGCGGUACAUUAAGACGUGGGAGUAUAAUCGUCGCUGGAAACGGUUGGGCAAAAGUCCGAGUGCUAAAUUCAGCGGAAGGCCGACUGGUGCAAGAAGCGCCCCCGUCGACGCCUGUCUCUGUGUUAGGAUGGAGAGAGUUGCCAUCGGCUGGAGAUCAGGUUCUAGAAGUCAGUUCAGAGAAACGUGCCAACGAGGUGAUGCGCUACCGCAGCAGCCAGCGCAUGCGCGACAAGCAGGUGUCAGACCUGAGCGCCAUCAGCCGGGCGCAGGCCGCGCACCGCGCCGCCUACCGCGCGCGCCUGGCCCGCAAGCGCGCGCUCGGCCGCUACAAGCUGCGCCCCGACGGGCCGCGAGAGAAGAUGCUGCAGCGCGACACGCAUCCCACGCUCAGCGUGCUCGUUAAAGGCGAUGUGGACGGGUCAGUUGAGGCUAUCCUGGACAUCCUGGAGACUUACGACGAGCACGAGCGCGUCAGACUCGACCUCGUGCACUUCGGAGUGGGCGCCGUCACGCCUAACGACUUAGAGAUAGCAGAAAUGUUUAAAGCUGUGAUAUACGCGUUCAACGUGGACUGUCCAACGCCGCUCCUUCUAGACGCUAAGAAAAAGAACAUACCCAUUAAGACGCACAACAUUAUAUACCGACUGGUCGACGACGUCAAGGAAGAGAUCAGCGCUAGAAUCCCAAAGAGGCUGGAAGAGGAAUAUAUAGGUGAAGCAAACGUACUACAACAGUUUAUUGUAACGGAGAACAAGAAGAAGGUCCCAGUAGCGGGCUGCAGGUGCGUCAAGGGAAGUCUAUCGAGGAACGCGCUUUACAGAGUGAUUCGGGGACAAGAAGUAGUAUUCGAAGGUAAACUAGCAUCAAUGAAGCAUCUGAAGGACGAGGUCCCCACAAUAAAACGUGACAUGGAGUGCGGCCUGCGCUUCGAGGAGGCUUUCGCCGUCCAGCCGGGAGACACCGUCGUGUGCUACAAGAUGGUGGACGCCAGCGACACCACCGCCUGGGACCCUGGCUUUUGAUCAUACUAGUAAAAUUAUUAAGUAGA